AGAGGGGUGUUCUGGCAUUCUGCUAGUGUUUACCGCAGCAGGUUUGCCUCCGGGUCACCUUUAUUAUGACUGUAGAGGACCUGAGGGCGGGAGCGCACGAUCAUCACGGUCUGUGAUAUUUCUCAGGGACGGAGCAGCUCUGAGACUCUCUACUGCGGCGGCGAGCACAGCUUUCCUCUCACGCAAAGCCCUCAAGACUCAGUCUUUUUUUUUUUUCCGGCUUUGCUUACCUUUGGUACCUCUGGUCGAUAAGCUCCGCAUAAUUUAAACAUUAUUGUUUCAGUUAUGCAACCCAGAACAACUUUUGCCCUCAUCUUCAGUCAGUUGCUUGCUGCGUAGCGAUAAUUCAUUCAUAUUCCGUUUGAACGACGGAUGGCCAUCAUGUUAAUUGCUGUUGGAUGUACACUGGUUUGCCGUGUUGUUGGAUUAAACGGGGGACGCCGCACGUUCUAAAGUGUUUUGCGACAUGGAGUCGGAUCGAUAAUGAUUUUAGUUGGGCUGUAAUACUGCUCGGACUAAAGGUAAAAGUCUUCGUUGGAGUGGACCCUGAGAGACUGAAUAUCUGUGCAGUAACCGCAGGGAUUAAACGCGAGUGGAAUCAAAAGCGCGCGGCUGAUAUGGGUUCUGUUAUUUGUGACAAGAGAUUAGCGGGCCUCCUCCUCCUUCAAGCCUCCUCCCUCCUGCUGUUCAGUUCUGGGGAAAGGAUGUGCCCCUAUAGCUGCCGUUGCGAGGGAAAGAUUGUCCAUUGUGAGUCGGCUGACUUCCAAGACAUCCCAGAAAAUAUUUCAGUUAGUUGUCAAGGUCUAUCCCUGCGCUACAAUGACCUGCACACAAUGCUCCCUUACCAGUUUGCCCAUCUUAACCAGCUACUGUGGCUGUACCUGGACCACAAUCAAAUCAUGUUUGUGGAUAGUCGUGCAUUUCAAGGGGUGCGGCGAUUGAAGGAGUUGAUCUUGAGCUCCAAUAGAAUUUCACAGCUUCAUAAUGUCACUUUUCACGGAGUACCUAACCUACGCAGUCUCGACCUCUCCUAUAACAAGUUGCAGGAGCUGCAGCCAGGCCAGUUUUUUGGUCUUCGAAAACUGCAGAAUCUGCACUUACGCUCCAAUGGGCUGACGACAAUCCCUGUCCGGGCAUUUCUAGAGUGCAGAAGCUUGGAGUUUCUAGACUUGGGCUAUAAUCGGCUUCGGGUUCUUACUCGUACGGCAUUCCUGGGUUUGUCUCGACUUAUGGAGCUCCACCUGGAGCAUAAUCAGUUUUCACGAAUCAACUUCUUUCUUUUUCCUCGACUUGCAAACCUUCGUGCCCUGUAUCUACAAUGGAAUCGUAUUCGAGCUGUCAACCAAGGCCUUCCGUGGAGCUGGUACACCUUGCAAAAGCUUGAUAUCUCUGGCAAUGAGAUACAGGUACUAGAUCCUGUAGUAUUUCAAUGCCUCCCCAAUCUCCAGGUCCUCAACUUAGAAUCUAACAAACUGGCCAAUGUUUCUCAGGAAGUUGUGGCUGCCUGGAUCUCCCUAACAACCAUCAGCCUUGCAGGCAACAUGUGGGAUUGUGGACCAGGCAUUUGUCCUCUUGUUGUCUGGCUCAAGAAUUUCAGAGGCACCAAGGACACUAGUAUAAUCUGCAGCAGUCCAAAGCACCUUCAAGGGGAGAAGGUCAUGGAGGCUUCAAAGAACUACAUUGACUGUGAUGAUUAUGAAAUUACUGCUCAAUCACCUUUGUAUCUGCAGACCUUUGAUCCAAAUUUUGACCUUACCCCUGAACCGACUGAACCGACAAUGGCUCCUACAACACCACCUCCACCCUUGCCUUCACCUGCCUCUGAGGCGCCAUUUCCACCUCCCCAUCCUCGGCCGCCUCAACGCCCCACCUUCCCCAGCCGUGCAAAUCCAGAUCCCAGAGACUCCCAUCAAUGGACACCCUCACCAUCCAACAGCUUAUUAGUCACACCAGCUCCUGAGCAAGACAACGUGUCAUUUCACAAAGUGGUGAUGGGUGGGGUGGCACUGUUCCUCUCAGUGUCCCUUGUCUUGUCGGUAAUUUAUGUCUCCUGGAAACGUUACCCCGGUGCCACCCAGCUGUUGCAGCAGAGUUCAGUGGGCCGUAAGCGGAGGAAAAAGAGUCAGGAGCCAGAACAGAACCUGAGCUCCCAGCUCCAGGAAUAUUACAUGAGCUACAACCCUGCAGCCACGCCAGAAGCCUUGGAGGUGCUGGGAAAUGGGACAGGUACCUGCACCUGCACCAUAUCCGGCUCCCGGGAAUGUGAGGUAUGACAUGUGACAAAUGAACAAAACAAAUGAACGACUCAGGAAAUAGAGAAUGAAUACACGUGUCCCAGACCAUUACCUGGAGCUUGGAUUGGAGACAUACCCACCAUACACUGAAGGGACCGUUUUGUUCCCCAAAAUAAUCCACCGGCGGAGGAUUUGUGCCUACCUGCAUUUCAUCAGUCGCAUCAAGCUUUGUUCUCAUGAUACCACUCAUGCUUUCAAUGCUUCUUUAAUGGAUUGUGGUGGAUAUUCUUCAGUCAGAUACUGCAAAUGGACAUCUGAGAGACAGUGGGAACAGAUGCCUCAGAUGCAUAUUUUACUAAAACGCAUUUGGAUGCCUCACGUUAUUUAAUGCGCCUGGAUACAUGUGUCAGGUUUAUUUGGGAAGCAUUUGGUGGAACAUACCAAUGAAAGUUAUCCAGCCUUUGACGAAUCGCCUAACGUCAUUUGACGUUUAUGUGGACCUUUACAAAAACUAUACACUUUGUUAAUAUAUUCUCAAUUUUAAAACAGGACUUGCCCUUUCCUUUGUUAUUUAAUGUAAAUCCUUGGAAAAUUUGUGUCAGAAUAACUAAAUAAAACGACUGAGAUAAAAGCUUUAUCUUUGCUGCCUAAUACUGGAUUUGUUAUGCUUUGAGUUUCUGCAAACUUCUCUGUACAGUUUUAUUUGAAGAGAUUCUCAAGUUUACUUACCCUUCAUAACAGUAAUAAACUUCAUGCUGUUAUUCUGAGUAAUUUAAACACGACCUGUGAUCUUAUUGACUAUGCCAACACUGUUUGAAAUGUUUGCGUGUACAUAUGUGACCCUGGACCAUAAAACCAGUCUUAAGUCGCUGGGGUAUAACUUAAUUUAGACAACUUUAAAGGUGAUUUUCUCAGUAUUUUUAUUUUUUUUGCACCCUCAGAUUCCAGAUUUUCAAAUAGUUGUAUCUCGGCCAAAUGUUGUCUUAUCCUAACAAACCAUUUUAUUUAUUUAUUCAUCUUUCAGAUUAUGUAGAAAACUCAAUUUCGAAAAAUUGACACUUAUGACUGGUUUUGUGGUCCAGGGUCACAUAUGUAGUCUCAUUUUAUAGGAAAGUGUGUAAGCAAAUGUCAAGAUGUGAAUAUAGAGAAUGUGUUUUAAGUCCUAGUUUAAAGGCAAAGUGUUUUUUGUUUUUUUCUCGAUGUUGAAAUAACCUCAUUCCCUUUCCAUGUGGUGCCACUAGUGGCGCAGAAAUGAAUCACCGUUUAAACUGUAUGUUUGUUGGCGAAGGGUGUGUGUGUGAGUGUAUCAGGUAUUGAGAUUUGUUCAGGUUCCACCUGCCCCUCAAUCUUCAAAUAUUGCAACUUGAAAGUGUAAUUUAUUUAUAUGCUCCCCCACUUCAAUUAAAUAAUUACAUUUUGUAACCAAACUGUAUGAAUUGAAUGCCACCAUGGUCUGUUUUAUAAUGAACACCUUGUCAAAAUCAAUGGUGAGAGAUAUACAUUUUUCAAAUGGAAAUUAGUAUUGAUCAACUUGUUCAUUUUUAUGCAUUUAUUAUUAAUACUUUAUUUAACAAUAUGGA
This is a messenger RNA of Onychostoma macrolepis, 3814 nucleotides long. It is a transcript of the gene lrrtm4l1, whose product is annotated as leucine rich repeat transmembrane neuronal 4 like 1. NCBI's taxonomy places the organism in Eukaryota, Metazoa, Chordata, Actinopteri, Cypriniformes, Cyprinidae. The coding region runs from base 399 to 2273 and encodes 624 amino acids. Gene Ontology annotation, cellular component: plasma membrane. The transcript is spliced from 3 exons. The record is from RefSeq and is a predicted model, not a curated record. Gene Ontology annotation, molecular function: protein binding.